UGAUUUGAAUUUUUCACCUUCUCUCUCCCACUCACGCUUUUGCAAAGUUUCAAUCUUUCAUGGCGGAUUCUCUCUCACAAUCACUUCUCGUGUGUAAUCUAUCUAUCUCCUCUUAAAGAUCUCUCUCCUUCUUCCUCCUCUCUCCAAAAACCAUGACUGUCUCACUUCCAUUGUCGUUUCAGUUUCUUCUUCUUCUCUUAACUAGAGCGGUUAUUUCGUCAUCUUCCGAGUACUUAAUCGGCGUGGGAAGCUAUGACAUCACCGGUCCCGCCGCUGACGUCAACAUGAUGGGAUACGCUAACUCCGAGCAAAUCGCGUCGGGGAUUCAUUUCCGUCUACGAGCUCGCGCCUUCAUCGUCGCUGAGGCGCCUCAAGGGAACCGCGUCGCGUUUGUGAAUCUUGACGCGUGUAUGGCUUCUCAGAUCGUUACCAUCAAAGUUCUCGAACGACUCAAGGCAAGAUAUGGUGAUCUUUACACAGAGAAGAACGUGGCAAUAAGUGGGAUCCACACACAUGCUGGACCAGGAGGUUAUCUUCAGUACGUCACUUAUAUCGUCACCUCUCUUGGAUUCGUUCGUCAAUCUUUUGACGUUCUCGUUGAUGGCAUUGAACAAGCCAUCAUGCAAGCUCACCAAACUCUACGUCCUGGUUCUGUUUUUGUCAACAAAGGUGAUCUUUUGGAUGCUGGUGUGAACCGAAGUCCUAGUUCUUAUCUGAACAAUCCUGCUGAUGAGAGGAGUAAAUAUAAGUAUAACGUCGACAAAGAAAUGACGCUGCUCAAGUUUGUUGAUUCGAAGAUGGGACCUAUUGGUAGCUUUAACUGGUUUGCAACUCAUGGGACUUCCAUGAGCAGGACUAACUCUUUGAUUAGUGGUGAUAACAAAGGCGCAGCCGCGCGUUUCAUGGAGGACUGGUUUGAGAGUGGACAGAAAAUCCCUCGCCGAGUAUCAACCAUUGUCUCUGAUCUGAGACAAAACCACAGUAGGCUUUUGGAUAUUGCAGCUUCUUAUAAGUCAUCUAGAGGACAAGAUUUUGAUGCUCGAAAAGUCCGAGUAAGAAAGGCGUCUUUCGUCUCUGCCUUCUGUCAAUCGAACUGCGGUGAUGUGAGUCCGAACGUUCUUGGUACGUUUUGCAUCGACACUGGACUGCCUUGUGAUUUCAAUCACAGUACAUGCAAUGGAAAGAACGAGCUGUGCUAUGGCCGUGGCCCCGGGUACCCUGAUGAGUUUGAGAGCACACGUAUCAUUGGAGAAAGGCAAUUCAAAAUGGCGGUGGGACUAUUCAACAAAGCUACUGAGAAGCUAGAGGGGAAGAUUGGUUACCAGCAUGCUUAUGUGGAUUUCUCAAACCUUGAAGUCACAGUUCCUAAAGCAGGUGGUGGAUCUGAGACGGUGAAGACAUGUCCAGCUGCAAUGGGGUUUGGAUUUGCUGCUGGAACAACUGAUGGUCCCGGUGCUUUUGAUUUCAGACAAGGAGAUGAUAAGGGUAAUGCCUUUUGGAGAUUAGUGAGGAACGUGUUAACAACUCCUGGUCCGGAUCAGGUCCAAUGCCAAAAACCAAAACCUAUUUUACUUGACACUGGUGAGAUGAAGACACCAUAUGACUGGGCGCCUUCGAUUCUUCCAGUUCAGAUGUUUCACAUUGGCCAACUAGUCAUCCUCAGUGUCCCUGGAGAGUUCACCACAAUGGCUGGAAGGCGUCUCCGUGAUGCUGUGAAGUCAUUUCUCAUCUCUUUAGACAGCAAACAGUUUAGUAACAACCUUCAUGUGGUAAUCGCUGGUCUCACCAACACGUAUUCUCAGUACAUUACCACUUUCGAGGAGUACGAGGUUCAAAGAUACGAGGGAGCUUCAACGCUAUACGGCCCACACACACUCACUGCUUAUAUCCAAGAGUUCAAGAAACUAGCCACAGCUUUGGUCAACGGUCAAACACUCCCGCGUGGGCCCUUACCACCGGACCUUUUAGACAACCAGAUCAGUUUACUUUCGCCUGUGGUCGUAGACUCCACUCCUAUAGGAGUCAGCUUUGGUGAUGUUAAAACUGACGUGCCUCCCAAGUCAACGUUCGUGAAAGGCCAACAAGUCAACGCCACGUUUUGGUCGGGAUGUCCAAGAAACGACCUGAUGACUGAAGGAUCUUUCGCUGUUGUGGAGACGCUGCGUGGAGAGAAGUGGGUGCCAGUGUAUGAUGACGAUGACUUCAGUGUGAAGUUUAAGUGGUCGAGACCGGGGAGGCUUAGCUCUGAGAGCCAAGCCACGGUGGAGUGGAGGAUACCGGAAUCUGCGGUGGCUGGAGUUUAUAGAUUAAGACAUUAUGGAGCUUCUAAGUCGCUAGUUGGAUCCAUUACAAGCUUCUCUGGUUCUUCCAGCGCCUUUGUAGUUGUAUGACAAUUUACCUAACGUAACAUAUCCGUGCAUGGUGUACAAUUUAUGAAAUAAAAAGCGAUGAAAAAAGAUUUUAAACACACAAUGUUAAGUUAUAUAUAUGGAGAGUAUAACGCCUUGUCCGUC
Raphanus sativus (radish) is the source of this 2513-nucleotide messenger RNA. RefSeq names its product neutral ceramidase 2. NCBI's taxonomy places the organism in Eukaryota, Viridiplantae, Streptophyta, Magnoliopsida, Brassicales, Brassicaceae. The transcript has 7 exons. Gene Ontology annotation, cellular component: extracellular region. The coding region runs from base 153 to 2390 and encodes 745 amino acids. The record is from RefSeq and is a predicted model, not a curated record. Gene Ontology annotation, biological process: ceramide catabolic process; sphingosine biosynthetic process; long-chain fatty acid biosynthetic process. Gene Ontology annotation, molecular function: N-acylsphingosine amidohydrolase activity.